AUGAAGCUUAAAAAAUUAAAUACUCUUAAGACAGAUACAGAUUUACCAUCAAUCAAUUUACAAUCCUCAAAAUAAACUUCUAAACCUAUUAAGUUACCAUUUCUUUUAUUGUCUCCUGCUCCCUAAAGGAAAAAUAAUCUAUCGUUUCAUUAGCAUCCAAAAAAGGUUUCCCCAGAUUCAAUAUCUACAUAGAAUUUCAAAUCCUUUCGUGAAAGAAGUAUUACUUUAAAUAGAAAAAACUUAUCCUAAUUUAUUGUACAUUCGAAUUUUAUUUAAGUAACCCAAUCCAUUAUAGUCAUUAUAACGAUAACAUAUAGUUCAUAAAUAUAGAUUCGAGGAAUAAUUAGAAAAAAAUUAAUCAGAAAAUCAACAAAGUAGAGAUUGCUAUAAUGAAUAAAUAUAAACUGAAAAAAAUAACUCACGUUGUUAAAAUAAUAGAAAAAUAUAUUAAACCUAAUUCAAAUUAAAUGAUAACAAAACUAAAUCAAAGAUUAAAUAAUAAUAAACAAAAAAUAAUUAAAUCUAGAAAGAAUAAUCUUAAAAGAAAUACUCAUUUUAAUGCUUUUAAAAAAUUAUUCCAAAAUAUCAUUAAGAAUAUACUCAACAAAUGAUUAAGUAAUAACCUAAUUUUUUAGAAUUUGGCAAUUUUCAUUAUCAAGAUAACUAAUAAAAAUGGGUUACCGAUUAUGAAAUUGCUUUAAAUAUGAGUGGUAUAUAUAUCAUUUAAUGAUAGAAAUAUAAGAAAUGAAUGAAGAUGUUCUUUCUUCAAAAGCAUAAAGUACUUUUUUUAAUAAAGUCUGUUGA
Messenger RNA from Paramecium primaurelia, 804 nucleotides. NCBI's taxonomy places the organism in Eukaryota, Ciliophora, Oligohymenophorea, Peniculida, Parameciidae. The record is from the annotation of a GenBank genome assembly.